AUGGCCACCGCACCGCUCUCACAAGUGCGCCAGAACUACCACCCCGACUGCGAGGCCGCCAUCAACAGCCAGAUCAACCUGGAGCUCUACGCCUCCUACGUGUACCUGUCCAUGGCCUUCUACUUCGACCGCGACGACGUGGCCUUGAAGAACUUCGCCCAGUUCUUCCUGUGCCAGUCCCGCGAGGAGACCGAGCAUGCCGAGAAGCUGAUGCAGCUGCAGAACCAGCGCGGGGGCCGCAUCCGCCUCCGCGACAUCAAGAAGCCAGACCGCCACGACUGGGAGAGCGGCCUGAAGGCCAUGGAGUGCGCCCUGCACCUGGAGAAGAGCGUGAACCAGAGCCUGCUCGACCUCCACCAGCUGGCCACCGACAAGAGCGACGCCCACCUGUGCGACUUCCUCGAGAGCCACUACCUGCACGAGCAAGUCAAGUCCAUCAAAGAGCUGGGGGGCUAUGUCACCAACCUGAGCAAGAUGGGGGCCCCGGAAGUCGGCAUGGCAGAGUACCUCUUUGACAAGCUCACCCUGGGCGACAGCGACAAAAAGAACUGA
This is a messenger RNA of Odobenus rosmarus divergens (Pacific walrus), 552 nucleotides long. RefSeq names its product ferritin heavy chain-like. The record is from RefSeq and is a predicted model, not a curated record. Bases 1 to 552 code for a protein of 183 amino acids. The transcript has a single exon. NCBI's taxonomy places the organism in Eukaryota, Metazoa, Chordata, Mammalia, Carnivora, Odobenidae.